Molecule: messenger RNA, 1958 nt
Organism: Astyanax mexicanus (Mexican tetra)
Lineage: Eukaryota; Metazoa; Chordata; Actinopteri; Characiformes; Acestrorhamphidae
Product: tripartite motif-containing protein 16-like
Exons: 6
Coding region: 52-1746 (564 amino acids)
Molecular function (GO): protein binding; zinc ion binding
Source: RefSeq, a predicted model, not a curated record
CUCCUUCCUCUCUUUUUACUUGGUCUGUUUGUCUCUGUGUGAAACAGUAAAAUGGCAGAAGCUGCUGUAAAAUCUAUAGAUUCUUUCAGCUGUCCGAUCUGUCUGGAUCUACUGAAGGAUCCAGUGGCUAUUCCCUGUGGACACAGUUACUGUCUGGGUUGUAUUAAGGACUGCUGGGCUGGAGAUGAUCAGAGGAAGGUCUACAGCUGCCCUCAGUGCAGACACACCUUCACUCCAAGGCCUGUUCUCAACAAGAACACCAUUCUGGCUGAACUAGCUGAGGGUCUGAGGAAGACGAGGCUCCAAGCUGCUCCUCCUGCUGCUGAUUCUCCUGCUGGAUCUGGAGGUGUGGAGUGUGACGUCUGCACUGGAACGAAACACACAGCUGUUAAGUCCUGUCUGGCGUGUCUGCUCUCCUUUUGUGAAGCUCAUAUUCAGCCUCAUUAUGAAAUUCCUGCCUAUAAGAAGCACAAGCUGGUUGAAGCCUCUAUGAACCUGCAGGAGAAGAUCUGCUCUCUUCAUGAUAAACUACUGGAGGUUUUCUGUCGCACUGAUCAGCAGUGUAUAUGUCUUCUGUGUGUGAUGGAUGAACACAGUGGUCAUAAGACAGUCUCAGCUGCAGCAGAAAGAGCUGAGAAACAGAAGCAGCUGGUGGAAACUCAGAGGAAAUCCCAGCAGAGAAUCCAGCAGACGGAGAAGAAACUGCAGGAGCUGAGACAGACUAUGGAGACUCUCAGGCACUCUGCACAGGCAGCAGUGGAGGACAGUGAGAAGAUCUUUACUGAACUGAUUCAGUCCAUGGAGAGAAGACGCUCUGAGGUGAAAGAGCUGAUCAGAGCUCAGGAGAAGACUGAACUGAGUCUGGCUGAAGAUCUCCUGAAGAAACUGGAGCAGGAGAUUGCUGAUCUGAGGAGGAGAGAUGCUGAACUGGAAAAGCUUCUACACUCAGAGGAUCCCAUCCAUUUCCUCCAGAGUUUCCAGUCUCUCUCAGCUCCUCCCCAAUCUGCAGACUUACCCCAAAUCCCAGUCAGUCCACAAUUCUCCAUGGAGGAACUGAAGAAAGCUGUGACUGGAGUGAUGGAACGAGUGGAACCGAAACUGCUCAGAUUUUCUGGAGGGUUCAUUUCUUCAUCCAUGACGGCUGCACCUUCUUAUAAAACACAACAGCUCCUUCAGUCUCCUGAACCAAAGACCAGAGAGGACUUCCUGAAAUAUUCCUGUCAGCUCACUCUGGAUCCAAACACAGCACACAGAGAACUCGCUCUGUCUGAGAGAAACAGAAAAGCUACAGUGAUGCGCCAGAAACAACAAUAUCCUGAUCAUCCAGAGAGAUUUGAUAGAGUUCGCCAAGUUCUCUGUAGAGAAAGUCUGUCUGGACGCUGUUACUGGGAGGUGGAGUUUAGUAUCAGUAAUGGUGAAAUUGCAGUCUGUUAUAAAAACAUCAGCAGGAAAGGAGGAAGUAAUGAGACUAGAUUUGGGUUUAAUGAUCAGUCCUGGAGUCUGAACAACUGGAACUCAGGUUUCUCUUUCAGACACAAUAAUAAAGAGACUAAACUCCCUGUAGUCUCCAGAUCCUCCAGAAUAGGAGUGUAUGUGGAUCACAGUGCAGGAAUUCUGUCCUUCUACAGCGUCUCUGAUACAAUGACCCUCCUCCACAGAGUCCACACCACCUUCACUCAGCCCCUCUAUCCUGGAUUUGGGGUUUAUGGUUAUGGUAAUUUUGUUCAGAUAUGUGAUCUUAAUUAAACUUUAGAUAGAAGCUGAUCAUGUGAUCAUCUAAAGUCUUAUUGGGAGUAAAAUACAGUCUAUCCUCUGACAGACUAUUAGAAACAACAUGUAAUACAGCAGCUUUAAGUCUGUCCUGUAAGUAGUUCAGUACAUUAUUAAAUGUGUACUUUUAUGUAACACAGAUUAAAAAUGUCUUUUCCACUGUGAAUUUCAGUCUUUAUAGCAAAUUG